AGGGGGGAAAAACGCUGCUGUACAGUGACGUAAGGACGCAAGAAGCAGGCGCAUUGCAUUGUGGUCGCCGGUGUUUGCACAGAAACAGAAAGCAAAGCAUCAGCUCUCCACCGAACUACACUCAUAUCAGCCUGGACAGUACACUAAGAAUUCAUUAGUUGGUGAUCUUUGCCCGUCUACGAAACAGCCAUGUCGUCGACAUCCCAGAAACAUAAAGACUUUGUGGCCGAGCCCAUGGGCGAGAAGCCUGUGAACGCUCUGGCAGGCAUUGGAGAGGUCCUUGGCAAAAGACUGGAGGAGAAGGGUUUUGACAAGGCGUACGUGGUCCUCGGACAGUUUCUGGUGCUGAAGAAAGACGAGGAGCUUUUCCGGGACUGGCUGAAAGACACUUGCUCUGCAAAUACCAAACAACAAGGUGACUGCUUUGGGUGCCUCAAAGAAUGGUGUGACGCCUUCUUAUAAAGUGUUCAGUCAUCGUUUUCUACUUCUGAAGUCCAAGCUGUACAUUACCUCUUCAGUGCUAUCCAUUAUAUUCAGCUAUACCACAAAUACGAACUGACACUGUGCACCCUAAUGAAGUCAUUGAAGUCAUUUUUAUAUUUAAAUUACACUCAAAGCUGUAAGUGUAUUUCUUGACCCCAAACAAAAUGUACAAAUGCAAUUUUCAUGGUCUUUCACAAGUAGGAUUCAUCUUCCUUUAAAAUGAUAUUCAUACUGUGACAUUUUAUCUGGCUGUGACGUCGGUAGGCCUUUUUAUGGUGAACAUCUGAACAUGUCCUCGUAGGGCUGUAGCACAGUGACACAUGAAUAUAACUUUAUUAAUGUUGUGCUGUAAUAACAUUUAGUAGACUGUCAAGUCUCCAGUUAAGAGUGCUCAUGUUCAUUAUAUUUAAUUUGUCUAGGUUCAUUGGAAAACUGCAUUUACAUUUUGUUUACGGUCAACGUUUCGAAUGGUUCAUGAAUUGUUGGUCGUUUACUAGGAAUUGACAUCUUUUAAGCUCAAAUACUUAGUUCUAUGUUAAAGCCUUUAACUUUGUUGCCAUCUUGCCCUGUUUAUCCAUUUUUAAAGCCAUUGGAAAGUCCACGUAAGCACUCUUUUUCCCCUCAUAAUUGUGCAUCAUAUCACAGUUUUGCACGAUGUCACUAUAGGACAAUGUUUUUAAGGAUCUCUUGUAGGUUGUCAGUUUGAAAGUGUCUGGCUGAAGAUGUAACUGAUUUGAUGUGACAGACAAAAACAAAACCUCACAAUGAAUGUGACACUGGUCUCAGCAGAGAAGCUCAUUUUGUACUGGAAACACCUUUUAUGUUUGAUCUUGCAAAUAAAGAAGCACCAUGGCCACGUCUGGUCAAAGCUGGUUUUAAGAUGGGGGAAAAGUGUAUAAAUAAAGACUCUGAUGAAACACUGUCGUAAAUGGCUACCAGGAUGAGAGGUUUUGGAUAAACGCGGUUAGAAUAUUAUGACAAAUCCAAUGAUAGAGUAAAUCAACCCCUGUUUGUCCGUUAACAGUGAAGCUGCUUGUAUUGCUAUGCUCUACUGGAACAACACCAUUUGCAGCUUCAGUAGAAUCUCGUGUGACAAAACUGAUGUAAUCUAUUGGUUAUAUGUGUCUUAACUAACCUUUAAACAAUACUAGAUCACAUGGUGUUAGUUUGCAGUGAGCUCCACACCAUCUCUGACUGUUUCUAACAUGAUGCCUUAAUGCAUGCCAUUCCUAACCUGUAAAACCUGCAGUAGUGCUCGUCUGGGUUGUGCCAUUGAAUCUUCCACACCCCACCAGCUGUGUAUGAAAACUCUUCAGUUUUUAUAUUCCACACGUGUUUUUCUCUUACAUGUUCAUUAAAGAUUCAAUUUCUAUCAAAUAAAAUCACAAGUGCGAAAACA
Gymnodraco acuticeps is the source of this 1882-nucleotide messenger RNA. RefSeq names its product BAF nuclear assembly factor 1 (gene banf1). The transcript has 3 exons. Bases 190 to 462 code for a protein of 90 amino acids. The record is from RefSeq and is a predicted model, not a curated record. Lineage: Eukaryota; Metazoa; Chordata; Actinopteri; Perciformes; Bathydraconidae. Gene Ontology annotation, molecular function: DNA binding.